UCUUAGGGUUAAAAAAGUUUAAAAAAUGUUACUGCUUUUAUGACUUGUCUGAAAGUUUGUUACAUGUAACUAGGAUAAUUAGCCAUGAUCCACUCCCUUGGAGGUUCAUGUGGAUGGGGGGGAGCUAUGGUAACUUUCAAUAACCAGCAUAUAUAAUAGCCGCAUUACAAAAUUGAACCGGCGUCUCCUGCACAAAGUAUGUGAGUUAUGUGACCUCCCAAAAAUGUAUCGAGUGUGUUAAAAGUAACCUUGGAAAAAGUAUCUGCUAUAUAGCAUUCUAUAAGAGCUAGUUUUUUUGACUAAAAUAUGGACAUAUUGGAUACAAUAUAAUUUUUUUUUCUUUUAAUUCAUUUACCCGAAAUACAAUGUCUUUCCUGUACCACAUUUACUUUAUCGUCGUGAAAAAAUAUAAUAUACAAAUAUUUAUUCCAAAAACACCAAACUAAUUUGUGAAAAUAUUGUGUUGUGUUCACUUCUCUGUGAAGUGUCUAGCUAGCAUACUGGAACAAUGUGCAAUAUUUCAUGUUUUUAUAUAAAUAAGAUAGCAUAGCUUCAUAAAUGUACAACACAAGACAUUUCAUUCCUAGCCAAACAAUUAUGGUAGGCAUAAAUGUUUUUUAAAUCAUGGAUACUAAAUAUUUAUUAUCUUUUCAUUCUUUUUAUAUAAAAGUGUUAAUUUAUAUAGUUCUUUUAUUGCUUGUGACAACUUCAUAAGUUUGUCUGCAUCAACAUUUCUGAUACCUAACACAUUUGUUUCUGGACAUUUGUAACUUUAUUUAUAUAUAUUAAGCUGUGAAUUUCUAUAUUACAACUUAUAUACAUCAUAGCUGGUCUUUGAAUACCAUUUGUACAUUGCACAGUGAAGUUGUUUGUUUAAAGGCAUUAUACAAUAUUUUUUAUAUAUACAUCAAUGACGUUCUUUAUCUGUAAAAAUGUCAUAACUUUUGUUGACACCGGUGUGUGAAUAAUCAUGUUAAAACACAGAAGCUUUUGAAUGCAAAAAACAUCUUUAUAUUUAUUUUUUAUUACUUGGCUGAUACACGGAAGAGUUAUAUGAAAAAUGCAAUGGUUUGAUUUGUUUAUGGCUCAUAAAACAGGGAUUUUUAUGCACCCAUUCUUUGGUUUUUGGAGGGCAAUAAUAUAAUGAUACCAUAAGAACACAAGAUAAUAUCUAUAAUUUUUUUUAUUAUUUGCAUAUUCUUUAAUAUUUCUUUAAGAACAAAUGAACAGCUGAUUUGCCAUAGAGAGUAUAUAUGCGCUACUGGAUGCGGUGGUAGAUGCAAUUAUAUAUUAUAUAUGUAAUGUACUCUUUAAAUGAUAUAAAACUGUCUUUAAAAGCUCUGCUAAAAUUCAGACAAUAUUGACAUCGAAAAACAAAUGCCAACUACCACCACUAAGUCAACCCGGCGUAUACAUUAUCCCAUGCAAAUGCGGCAAAAAAUAUUUUGGGGAGACGAAGUUGGGAAUCGCUACCCGCUUCGAACAACACAAAGACACCAACAUUAAAGGAAAGUGGAGCGCAUCAGGAGAUUCAUUUCACUCUAGUUCUUGUAAUGCUGGUUAUGAUUGGGACAAUGCGAAAAUGCUUAACAAGAAUUUAAUAAAUUUGAUCGUAAGUUAUAAAGAUAAAGAACCAAUAUUGAACUAAACUGCUAAGUUGACAUGAACGCUGCUAGAAAAUAUCCACAUUGAUGCAACACAUUCCAACUGCUUGGCGAGAUUCGUGAACCAUGCCCAUCCCGGUGUGCCAAUUGUAAAAUGGUGUUACUGGUUCGUGACAAAGUGCCGUAUCUAGGCUUAAAGUCUCUAAAACUCAUAAAGACUAAUGAAGAGCUUAGAUACGAUUAUGGUGAUAAAUGCAUGUUGUCUUUGAGAAAGCAGAAGAACUUGUGUGUGCCAUUACAUUUAAAAGAUAUAGAGAAUCAGCUAAAAAAGAUCUCCCAUGCAAGUAUUCUGAAACUGAAGUAUUAAAAGAGCCUUACAUGAUUAUCAGAGAUCGUGAAAAACCUCAAGAUGUUGCCGAUGAUGGCUUUUGUGAAUGUUGCAAGAUACGUUACACAUCACUACAACAUGUAUAUGUAUGCUAUGACCCCUUUUUUUCUUGUAGAUCAAAUCUGUUUCUUGGAUACAAGAAUUAUAUCGAUGGAAAAAUAAAAAUGAUAGUUUUUUGACAGAAAGACUCGUUUAGCUAUUGUUAUUGUUUUGAUAGCCCCUCGACAGUGAUCGUCAUAAAAGCUUCGUUACUAAAAAAAAAAUUAUGAUAUAGUUAACUAUUAACUAUUAGGUUUUGAUAAAGAAAAAUAAAUCUUCAGGACAUUCUCCAAAUAAAUAAUUAGCUAUCAUUUUUUGCGUGCAUUUCCGAAUAUAUGUGAAAAAACGCUAAUAUUUUUUCAUCUCACGCUAAUAUUUUUGCUUCAUAGUUUUUGGGCGUCAGUUUUUUUACUUUGAUUUCUAAGUGAUAUCCGUCGUUUCGUAGUUCAUAAGCAAAAGCGAUAUGUCCCAAUUAGAGUUAUGAUUUGUUACAUUCGCUUUUUUUGCAUCAGCAUCAUGUCAAGUACCUAUCUGUUUUUAAUAAAAAUUUCUGGUGCUGUGUAUGAAAGAAGAUUGGUCCAAACUCCAGUUAAUCUGCUAACGACAAGAUGAUCUCAUCGUUGGACUAGCAUUCAGAUUCGCGUGCAAAUUCACUUAUAUCAAGUAGAGUAAAAAGAAAAUCUAGGAUGCUAGUUAGUAAUAGGACGUUAACUUUUGAGUAAGCUGGUUUUAAAUAGAAGCGUCUACAGUGAUAAAUCUAAUUGUAAGUAUUUUUCCUCCUUAAGUUACCUAGUUAGUAAACCAGCUACACAGUUUAAACAGUAGUUGCAAUACGAAUUACAACUUAUUAUUAUUAUUCAGUACAGUUUAAAGGUGUUAAAAACUCAAAGUAGUAGUAUUAUAUGACAAUAUAUAAUGACCACAUACACUUAUCGGUUAAAAAUUGAUAAUCCGUAUUAUAAUCUACAUCGAUUUUAGGUGCUGGCUUAAUUGCAAAGAUGAUUCACUAGCGAAAGUGUAGGGAGUCAGAACACUAUAUAUGGAAUAGGAACAUCUGGUUCAGAGCUGCCAAAAUUUAUCUGUUCUUCCAUCCACGAUAUUUAUUGAACAUUUGCAACAAACAUGCAUCAAACAUUCGCAAUAAGAUGAAAAUAAAUUUACACAAGUUAUUGACUUGAUCAAUUCAUGGCUUGAAAUUCAUUAAAAGUAUUAUAGAACAUUCAAUUUAUUGUUAGGUUAUGCUAUAAAUGUUUUUCUAUUUACAAAACAUAGCAUUUUAAUUGUAAUUCAUAUUUCUUCUUAUUGGAAAAAAGAUUAUAUUUUAUAUA
This is a messenger RNA of Hydractinia symbiolongicarpus, 3359 nucleotides long. RefSeq lists its product as uncharacterized. The transcript has 7 exons. The record is from RefSeq and is a predicted model, not a curated record. The coding region runs from base 1857 to 2171 and encodes 104 amino acids. NCBI's taxonomy places the organism in Eukaryota, Metazoa, Cnidaria, Hydrozoa, Anthoathecata, Hydractiniidae.